Molecule: messenger RNA, 5296 nt
Organism: Thermothielavioides terrestris NRRL 8126
Lineage: Eukaryota; Fungi; Ascomycota; Sordariomycetes; Sordariales; Chaetomiaceae
Exons: 3
Coding region: 147-5108 (1653 amino acids)
Biological process (GO): regulation of small GTPase mediated signal transduction; positive regulation of GTPase activity; negative regulation of TOR signaling
Cellular component (GO): nucleus; cytoplasm; TSC1-TSC2 complex
Molecular function (GO): GTPase activator activity
Source: RefSeq, a predicted model, not a curated record
GCCGACUGACAAUUUGCGACUUGCCUUCAGCCACCCUGCCCCUCUGCCCCUCUGCUGCCCCUCUGCCCAAUUGAUAUUGGGGCUUUUAUGCCGCUAGCAUUUUGGCGUCUUCUCUAGGCCACUCGGCCUCGGAGGAACAGUUGCCCAUGUCGCCCUCGCCUGGAAAUGCACAACAACCGCAGGAGACGAAGGGCACCGGCGGCCUCGCCGGCGUGUUCAAAGGCCUGGCGGCGGGGGGGAAGUUGACAAAAUCCCCGCCAGUUCUCCACCAACAACAGCCCUUCGCACCCAUCGCCCGCUCGCAGGCCCUCGCAGAACGAUCCGACACCGCUACGCCACUCCCGGCCCUUUACGGGCUUUCUCCCGAGCAGGCGGACGCUUUUGGACGCUUGAAAAAUGGGCAGUUGAACGAGCGGGCUGCUGCUGCGAACUCGCUACGCUACGCAAUCUCGGAUUUCCCUCUGAAUCCCGUCCGCGACAUUUGGCAUGCUGCCAAAGAUUUGGUCGACCCCCAGCACCCGGCCAGCGUUCGGCAAGCGGCCUGGGAACUUCUCUCCGAAUGCAUCAAGUACCCAGCUUCGACUGAGCUGGAGCGGCGCGAAUGCUUUGGCACUCUGGCCGGCCCGGCGAAUCCCGAGGACUUCCAUCUCCAGUUGGCCGCCCUCGAAGAUCUGACCAACCAUGGCCGCAAUGUCGCGGGCUUCUAUUACGAGAUCUUCCCGCUUCUGAGCCGGUGGCUGCAAGAGGCCUACCGGGCUGCGAGAACGGCCCGGAGACAGGCCUCUCGUGGGCCCGGAAGGUCGUCCCGAGGGAAAACCCUGGCGUCCGGCGAGGAUAAAAAUUUGUCCCAGCUGUUCGCGCUGCUCAAGGAUGUUAUCAAGUUCAACUUCAAGUUCGCCACGGACGACGAGGUCGGGAAUCUGAUGGACAUACUGCUCAAAAUCUGCAUGAACACGAGUGUCGAAGAUGAUCUGCUAGCAUGCAUCAACGUGAUCGACGCCGUGGUCACCUUUGGUGCCAUCCCGAACGACAAGCUGAAGGACUGCAUACAGGUGCUCAGCUCGAUCCACUGCUUGGUCCCGAACCUGCAAAAGGACUCGUGGCACACCGUAUCCAUCAUCUGCAGGUCCCACCAUGGCCAGUCAACCGUCAGGAUAUUACUGGACCUGUUGCAGGCGUAUCCGGCCUCCUCCGACAAGGAAAAGGACAAGGACGCGGCCAGGGAUGUCCGCGGUGCGCUUUCGGUUCUCAAGAAGCUGCUGUCCAAGUCCGCGGAAAAGGGCUACCCGGCGAUCCCCCUCGCGCUUCUUGUGGAAGGACUGGCCAACGUUGCGAAAAGCAGUUCCACAAGGAUAGCUACUGAGGUGCUGAAGCUGAUCAAUUCCCUGUUCGAUGGCCGCGAAGGCAACAUCAAUGCCAUCUUAGUUGAAGAGCACUGGUCGCCCAUCUUCUCCGUGGCUGCGCAGUGUGCCACAAAGGCGGUUUAUCCGCCGCCCGCCACGGACACCAGCGCGUCUUCGCUGCCAACCAUCGCUAAGGACGAAGGCGAGUCGGAAGACAGCGUAGCGGCCCAGUUGAAAUACCUGAUCACCAGGAUCGAGACGCUGCUCGCCCACAAAGACCCCGAUUUCUCGCAGCGGGAUGCUUGCUUGACGUUUCUCUCCCAAGUCCAACAAGCCCUGCCCGACUCCGCAGCGGCUCUCGUGGUUGCGCACUUGAGGGAGUCUCGCGCCUGCUUCCCGUCCGAAGUUGGCUGGAAGGAUAACCUCAAUCUUGCUCUGGACUGCUUCUACCUCAACCGCAGCCGGGACCCGCUUACUCGGCUGCGCGCACUGGAGCUCGUCAUUGAAGUGUACGACUUCCUGUGUCUUGCCGAAGAUCUCGUCGAGGAAGACUCGGUUGUGCAGCUUGUCCAGCGGGUACUUUCCGGGCUGCCGAAGGAGAACGAUAGCCUCGUCCUUCAGGAAACGGUGUCCUUCCUGGUCGGCGUCGCCGCAGCUGCAGGGGACUCUCUUUUCGAUGAUAUUUUGAACGCCUUCAAGGGCGUGAUCUCCAGAGAUAUGUCCAGGCCACCGCUGUCCGUGUUAGCGGCGCCAGUUCCGCACGGAGAUAGCACCUCGUACCCGCUCGGUCAGUCGGUCUACUUUGCGAACCAAAGCCUGUCCAACGUGGUCACAAGAGGCUACGUCCAGAUAUUCAUCCGCGCUCUGUCCAGUAACGGUUCGAAGGCGGCCCAAGCAUACACCGCGCUUGUGCACAUUGCUCGCUCGAACUCGGUUGAAACCGACGCGCGGCUUUCGGCGAUGAAGAUGCUCUUCCGGCUUCGAGCCGACUUUGAGCACCAAGUCUAUCUCACGACAUUGACUGAGAAUGAAGCGCUUGCCGGAACAUUAUACAGAACCGAAGCGUCUCUCGCACGCAAACUCGCCGAGGAUGCCUCGCAGCCCCCGAGGCUAUCAAGAGCGGACCACGCUGGAGGACGGCCGACGCGUGGUGUUUCGUUCACGCAGGGUCAGACGGUCGAUCGAGGGAUCCCGACCCGGUCGGCUUCCACUCCGAAGCCUACCAUCCAUCAGGGUCAAAGGCUCUGGUCAGUGCCCGACGCGGAUGCAUUGCCUGAGCCUCCUCCGACGAGGCCGAGCCACCUUCUCGUUACUUACCGUCGGGAAGCGAGCGGGAUGGGUGAGCGCGAGAACGGGCCAGCAGUCUUGGACAUGGGUUCGUGGCUAGAUGCACUACUGAGUCUCUUCCACCAGGGAUGCGACUGGGAGGUCUACAGCUUCAUCCUUGUCCAUCUCCCCGCUCAGCUGAGCAACCACCCCAUCUUCAGGGGCACCAUCUCCUACAUCCAGGAGCUCCGUCGGACGAUAUGCGAGAUGAUCCGAUCGAACGGCUUCCAGGAGCCACCGCAGUCGUCUGGUCUCCGCCGCACCGACGUCGCAAACUGUCUGUUUCACUCGCUCAUCAUGAUUGCUAGCUACCAUCAGCAUUUCCAGAAAGCGGACGAGGAUGAGAUCGUGAGGACGUUCAUGCAUGGCAUAUCCGACAAGACGGCGAAGACAUGCAUUCACGCCCUCUCGGUCUGCUGCCACGAGCUGCCCAUGUCGGUGGGGAAGUCGCUCGUCACCAUCCUGCAGAAGAUGUCGCAGGUCAUCACGCAGCCAUUGGUGGCGAUGCACAUCCUUGAAUUUUUGGCCUGCCUCAGCCGCCUGCACUCGCUGUACUCCAACUUCCGCGAGGACGAGUACCGCAUCGUUUUCGGCAUCUGUUUCCGCUACCUGCAGUAUGUGCGAGAGAAGAAGCUCGCCAUGCGUAGCAGCGUCACGAGCGAACCGGCGACUCCCAGCGCCGGCGUGGGGAGCCCGCUGGAUUUCCUGGGCCAGCAGCAAGCGGCUACCGACGACCUUCCUCAGUACGUCUAUGCACUCGCAUACCACGUCAUCACGUUCUGGUUCCUUGCCGUUAAGCUACCCGAUCGACCCAACCAUAUCGGGUGGAUUACCAAGAACCUAUUCACCGACGUCGACGGGAGUGCCAGUAACGAGGAGCACGCGCAGAUCACCCUCGACUUCAUGCAGCGCGUGGCCUUCUCGGAUGCCAGCGAUUCUGCUCAAGAUCCGCUUUUCAAGGAGCAAUACUUCGGCGAGAUCCAGAAGAAACGGUGGAUCAUUGGGAACAGCAUCGUCACGAUUCGGCAGGCCACGGGAUCCUCCUGGGCCGAGAUCACGCGUCGCUACCCAUCCGGCACGUCGUCGUAUGCGCUCCGCGUCGAGUUCACGCCGAUGCCAAACAUGCCAGCCCCUGACGGCUCCGACGCGGCCGCGUGGGAAGGGCGUUUUCAGCACGGCGUGACCAUCUUCCCAAGCCAUCUGUUGAUGCAAUUGCUGGCCCCGAUGCCUCAGAUGCACGACCCAUCCAUCCGGCCUAUUCCGCUUCCUGAUGACGAGUUUGUGGACCGAGCCAUCCGGCUCUUUGAUCGCAUCUCGCCAGUGGACGGGCACAAAGUGGGAGUCAUCUACAUCAAGCCCGGGCAGACGAAGGAGGCCGAGAUCCUCGCCAACACGAUUGGCAGCCCGGAUUAUCUCCAGUUUCUCAAAGGCUUGGGCGCCCUGACGAAGCUGAAGGGGGCGACCUUCAACACUCAGGGCUUGGACCGGGAGAACGACAUCGACGGACAAUACACGUAUUGCUGGCGCGACCGAGUCACCGAGAUUGUGUUCCACGUGACGACGCAGAUGCCGACCAACCUCGAGACCGACCCGCAGUGCAUCAUGAAGAAGAGGCACAUCGGGAAUGACUACGUCAACAUCGUGUGGAACGACUCGGGCUUACCGUUCAAGUUCGACACGUUCCCGUCGCAGUUCAACUACGUGUAUAUAGUGAUCACCCCCACGCCGCACCGUCCCUUCGCCUCUUCGCCCACGGAGCACGAUGAGGGCCUCUCCCGCUUCUGCAUGGUGCAGGUCAUGAGUCAGGCCGGCUUCCCCGAGAUCUCGCCCGCGGCCGAACCCAAGAUGAUUAGCCUCAAGGCGCUGCCCAGCUUCGUCCGGCUGCUCGCGCUCAACGCCUCGGUCUUCUCCCUCGUCUGGGCCCGUAGAGCGGCCGGCGAGCACGUCUCAUCCUGGCGCGAGCGCCUCCGCCAGAUCACCGAGCUGCGAAAACGCUACGGCGCCAGGGGCACCCAGACCGUCACGCCCUCGCCGCCGCCGGGCGGCAUCAACACCGGAGGAGCGGCAACGGCCGCAUCCACCGCCGGCGUGUCCGUCGUGGCCGGCGGCGGCGGCAGCGUCCCCCACCACCAGCUAGUCGGCCAGGGGCCGGGAGGAGGAGGCGGCAUCGGCGCGGAGACGGGCGGUGCCGCCGCCGCCACCACCGCCUCUGCCGGCUCGGCCUUGAGCAGCAGCAGCAGCAGGGCGGCAGGCGUGCGCGACAGCUUCAGCAGCCUGCGGCGGUCGUCGGUCGCCACCUUCUUCACGAGCGCCACGAGCGCGGACCAGUCGCACCGCUCGAGCAUGCUGUCGACGGUCACGACGGAGAACACCGAGGUGCUGCAGCCGAGCACGGCCGAGGCGCUGGUGGACUCGGUGGAUUUUUCGAAGUGGACUUGAGUCCUGGACGUGGUGGUCUGAUGCGGCUUGGUCGGGCUUUUUCUUCUCCCGGCUUUGGGCCUUAUGGCCCCAGGAAGAAGGGGGGCAGGUUGGAAUGGUAUCAUGACGGGAAGGGGAAAAACAAACAGGGUUUCGGAGCUGGGAACGGAUGGGAUUGGAGUCAGAUGGAUUGACACACGAGGGUUUGU